Molecule: messenger RNA, 4401 nt
Organism: Talaromyces amestolkiae
Lineage: Eukaryota; Fungi; Ascomycota; Eurotiomycetes; Eurotiales; Trichocomaceae
Exons: 12
Coding region: 1-4401 (1466 amino acids)
Biological process (GO): proteolysis; mating projection tip cell wall disassembly
Molecular function (GO): serine-type endopeptidase activity; glucan endo-1,3-alpha-glucosidase activity
Source: RefSeq, a predicted model, not a curated record
AUGAAGUUGCUGGUCUUCGUGAUGGCGGCUCUUGCCCUCCGCGUCGCUGCGGCUCCCAUUGAAGUCGACACGGCGGAUGUUGCUGACGGUGAGACUCUCGAGACUCGUGGCAACUGGUGCGGGCACCCCGGUAUCACCUGCUGCUGCGUUUUCAAGAUGAGACGUCUUCUGUUCCUGAUUGGAGCAUUACUAUGCUUUUGCAAGGUUCAGUCAAAAGCUGUCUUUGCACAUUUUAUGGUUGGAAAUGUUGCCUUCUAUACAACUCAAGAUUGGCAAAUCGAUAUCGCUGCUGCAGCUGAAGUAGGUAUAGACGCGUUUGCCUUGAAUAUCGCCUAUGGAGAUGAUACUGUCAGUGCAUCUGUCGCUACUGCAUUUACGGCACUUUCAGAUAUGAACACAGACUUCAAAUUGUUCUUUUCCUUCGAUUAUGCUGGUGGCGGUCCAUGGCCCUCAGCAGAUGUUGAUUCGUAUUUGGGAGAGUAUACUGGAAACGCUGGAUACUAUCAUACGGACGGCGGACAACCUUUCGUCUCUACUUUUGAAGGACCAGCAAAUGCACAAGAUUGGGUUGCUCUCAAAGCUAACCAUAACGUCUUCUUUAUGCCGGACUGGUCGUCCCUUGGCGCAGGUCCAGCAUGGGCUCUUGGUGUUGCUGAUGGACUUUUUAGCUGGGCUGCUUGGCCAUGGGGAAGUCAGGACUCAAAUACCUGGGUCGAUGCUUCGUAUCUGCAGGUCCUUAAAGAUGGUGGCGACACAGGAUUUCCCUAUAUGAUGGGGGUAUCUCCAAUGUUUUACACAAAUUUACCAGGCUACGACAAAAACUGGGCAUGGAGAGGAGAUCGUCUCUGGUUUGACCGCUGGAAAGAGGUAUUCUUCUUGCAGCCUGACUACGUUGAAAUCAUAACCUGGAACGACUGGGGAGAGAGUCAUUACAUCGCACCAGUCGMCCCGACACAGAGUGACUCAGUUCUAGGGCUUGGACAAGCCCCGUUCGAUUACGUGUCGGCUUACAGUCAUGAUGGCUGGAGAUAUCUUUUACCGGUCUUCACCUCUCUAUAUAAAACCGGCAAAGCACCUUUGCCAAGUCAAAUUAUCACCGCCUGGGGUCGGAGUACAUCUACCAAUGCUGCUUGUUCGGUUAACGGGACAACAGUCAACACCGCAAGCCAGCUGCAACUCGAGUUUCCGCCGAAUCAAGCGCUAUCAGAUACUGUUUUCUUCGUGGUGUUUGCCUCAGAUGAGGUUGAUCCAGAGGUAAAAGUGACAGUUGGAGGUACCUCGGUCGUUGCGGCUUGGUCUGAUUACAUCGAAGCUGGUGAUGCAACUAUCUAUUUCGGCAAUGCCAGUUUUGUAGGUCUUACUGGGGACGUCCAUAUUACAGCCACCAACUACGGACUAGACAUUCUGACUGCUACCGGUGUCAUCUCUGGCGAUUGCUCAGAGACAGACGGAUACAUGAAUUUCAAUAUGUGGACCACUUACGAGAUCGAGGAGAAUAUCGCCGAUCAGACAGCGAUCAUGUCAAUCGAGGACUUCGUAUGUAUCGCAGGCACAAGUAUCGAAGAAUUCUCAGAUCUAUGCGAGUAUACGUGUGCUCUUGGAUACUGCCCGUACACAGCAUGCCUGUGCUCAGCAAUCGGCCCUCAACCAGACCGCCCGACACCUGUUGCAACACAAUGCUACCCGCUUGCUAAUGCAAGUAUUGUCUAUGAAGGACUGUGCAAUUUUGCUUGUACCUAUGGAUACUUAGACACAGAUCAUUGUGGAACAGCGGAAGUCGCAGUACCUACACCAACAGUCUCUCCCUUCACUCCUGAUGCAGCGACAGGAGGUACAGGAAAGGGCGACAACCCUGCCUUCGACGAUCUUUAUGUAGGAGACCUAGUCCUGUUUACGGGGGAUGUCACCACUGCCAAAGCCAACUUCACAGCGGAACCCUGGAACGAAUUUCUUAACGACCUAUGCACUUUUAGCUGCAACCGAGGCCACUGCCCUGAUUCUUGUUCGUCUGAUUUGGCUUGCACUUCUGGCAUUGGUGAUGGUAACUAUGGCGGAUUGUGUGACUUCAGUUGUGGAUACGGUUUUUGUCCAGAACCGUGUACAUGCCUUUCGAAUGGGACACGAUCUACUCCACCAACAUACGACCCUAACAUCGUUGGAUAUCCUGACACCGGGCUUGAUGUCGAUACGUACGGCCCUCUGUGCAACUUCACUUGCUCUCACGGCUACUGUCCUACGCCGGGCGCAUGCUUGGAAGCGCUCAGCAUCAACCCAGAUCUAGAAAACACCACCUUCACCCUGCCUGCCCUAGAGGAUUACGUUCCGGAGAACGUUACGUACAGUCCUGGCGACUUAUACGUCUAUAUUUCGGAUGAAAAUCCAGAUUUAAGCUUGCAAGUCACCUUGCAAGGUGCGAAUGGCGCAAGCGAUGUGCCUGCUGGGAGUUUGGAUAGAGAUGAUCUGGACGAAAUCGGUGACGCCGCUGAGCUCAUCAUGAUCACUAUCUUGAACGAUGAUUACGCUCUCUCGAAGCGUGACGUCCGAACCCACAAUGACUAUCAAUUUGUCACGCAUUCUCACUGGAAGCCGUCUGGUAAUUGCACCACCAGACACUGCAUGUUGGCAGCAGAUGCUCCGUUGGAGACAUGGACGUCUGUGGGUAACGGAAGCUAUAAAGGUGUGCCGCAUGAAGUUCACUUCAUGAACACGGGCAAAAACCAUGGCUAUUCUGCCACCCGUCAGCUUCUUUCAAACAGCACCCAUAGCAAGCGAAGGGGCGGAUAUGGCAGUAUACAAACGACACAGUUUGUGUUUGGCCAAGGCUACUUGAGGAAACCCUUGAUCUCAUGGGAUGAAGAGGAAUUUGGAAAUUUCGAUAAACCAAUCCAAGACUUAACGGCCUAUGGCGCUAUGGACAGCGCAAACAAGGGAUACCUGACAAACUGCAACGUGUAUAUGGAUAAUAGCACCGCCUUCGACGACGACAACACCACCAGCAUAACCGGGGGUGGGAUGUCUUUCUCAGUUCCCGGCGUGGCUACCGCUGUUGGAUUGUCGGCUGCUGCCAUCGAUAAACUCGUGUCGACUUGCGUCGGUGACGAACAGACGCCACAGACUUAUGUCAUCUACCCGCGCGACGGCACUGAGGUAGAUUCCCUCUCGCAGCUCCUUGCAUCUUUUCAAAAUGCAAACGUCGCCACAUACACCUCCCUAAACAGCUAUGGUGUGCUGUAUUGGACAGCAGAUCUCACCCCCCUUCAAUGGAGAAAGGUUUCACAGCAAAAGCAGUGUAAAGCAGCUCCAGCCAAGUGCAAGAGUGGCUCCUGCCCAAACCCAGGCUUUCGUAUUUCAGAUACCAAUAUAAACGCCAUAUACAAUACUACGGUUGGAGAACUAUUUGAGCGCGAUGGCUCAAUAGUCACCGAGUCCAACGCGCCUGACGACCUUUCGUUCAUUUCGCAACCACCAGGUAGUCCAGCCGUGCCUGCUGAUAAACUAUAUACAUAUGACAGUACAGGGGGACAAAAUGUCGUUGUUUACAUUCUCGACCAUGGAAGGUUUGAUAUGACCUUUCCCGAAUUUGCGGAAUGGGCAUUGGUUCCUGGCACAAACCAGAUUGUUAGCUCCAUUACACCUAAAAUUGUUGGUCCAGACGGAUGGGUACCGCCAUACGAUGGUAACGGAAUAACCUCGCACGGAACAACGAUGUUAGCGGUGAUGGCGGGACUCACUAAAGGAGUCGCAAAACAUAUUACACCUGUCCCCAUUUCAUUUGAUUGGGACGAUGGACCGCAAUGGAUUCUGAACGCUUUAGACUGGAUAGAAAACGAUUGGAAGAUACGCAAGCUAACUUUAGACUCUGCCCUCGCCCCUUUGGGCGUUCUCAGCAUGAGCUUCGGGUAUGGGAGAUCACAAGAAAACGAUCCCGUUGGUUUCCUCGCUUCCAUUCACUUGAAUAAUCUAGUCGAGCUUGGUAUCUUGCCUGUGGCUGCAGUAGGAAAUGAUGGAUUACCGGUGCAUGCAUGGCCUGCACGAUUUGCCGACUCGAGUCAAUAUGACGUUGUGGACUCACUGAUUGCUGUUGGCGCCGUUGACAAUGAUGGCUACCAAUGGAGUGAUAGUAAUUAUGCCAGUUACGUGAAUGUUUAUGCCCCUGGCGUGGAUAUUGAAUCAGCUCCUGGGUGGGUUGAAGGCGUCGUAGGCGUCCCAGGGUUCGGGUCCACUAGCGGAACAUCAGUUUCUUGUGCCAAGACUGCCGGUCUAGCUGCCUAUUUCAUCGGACUGUCAUCGAAUAAAGCAAAAUAUACAAAUACGCAGGCCGUUGCGGAUGAUAUAAUGCGCCUGACGUGGUCACGGGGUGACAGUCCGGCUAUUUACAACAAUAUUGUGUUGACUGGUUAA